Messenger RNA from Myotis myotis, 3371 nucleotides. RefSeq names its product NK6 homeobox 1 (gene NKX6-1). The transcript has 3 exons. The coding region runs from base 1065 to 2162 and encodes 365 amino acids. Gene Ontology annotation, biological process: cell differentiation; regulation of transcription by RNA polymerase II. Gene Ontology annotation, molecular function: DNA-binding transcription factor activity, RNA polymerase II-specific; RNA polymerase II cis-regulatory region sequence-specific DNA binding. NCBI's taxonomy places the organism in Eukaryota, Metazoa, Chordata, Mammalia, Chiroptera, Vespertilionidae. Gene Ontology annotation, cellular component: nucleus. The record is from RefSeq and is a predicted model, not a curated record.
AAAUGUUUUAUUACCUUUGAGAGCUUCAUCUGAACUGUCAGGCCCGGAGGGAAGGAGGAGAGGAGAGAGAGUGGAGAGCGGCGGAGAGGGUCAGCUUGGCCAGAGGACAGGACUUAGAAGCGAAGCCUGUAAAGCCUCGAAGAAAAUGCGAGAGAGAGGCAAAGGCGACGAGUGAGAGGAAGCGAGGACGCCGGGGGGUGGGGCGGGGGUCGCCAGGCCCGUUUGCAGAAGUGGACAGACGCGCAGAGCCCUAACCGAGGCCAUCAGACUUUUCACACGUAGUCUUUGUUUUUCUGUGUUUUUCCUCCUCCCCUCUGUCUCUUUCAAUAUUGUAACUCUAGUGCCUUGUCGCCCAGAGGGAAAGGCGAGUCGGGCGAGUGGCGCGCCGAAUCCGGGAGCCGUGGGGAUCCAGGCACUGCCCUUUCUGGCCGGCGGAGGAAGCCCGCCCCGAGGCGAGGUCCUCCCGCGGGCCGGAGGCGCUCCCUCCCCGCGCGCCGCGAGCGCCGAGUGCGAAUCAGCCUGGGACCGAAGGAGCAGGGCUUCCGCGUAAGAUUAGAGGAGCUCCUCGGGCGGAACCCGGCGUCCUUUGAACCUCUCCAAAGAAAGCCAGCCAGCCCCCACCCUCCGACAUCAAAGUGGAGAUUUGGUGACUCCUAACUUUGUUACGAACUCUCUGGGGCCGGCCGGGGGUUUGUUUUGCUUAUUUCCCGGGGGGAGAAGAUGGGAAGUAGCGCCCUUUGAGCGGCGAGGAAAAGUGAGGAGAAGAAGAGACCGCGGUUGAAUCCAGGAGUCCGGGAGCGAAGGGACAGACAGACCCACCCGGACGCCCGCCGGUCUGGGAGAGCCACCGCCUCUCGAGCGGCGUGUUUGUUUGUACGUUUCGGUGGCGCAGCUCCGAGAGCAACUCUAGGCAGCGGCGUGCUCGGCCCAGUUGGCCGGUGGCCGCCGGGUGCGCGGUGCUGCUCCCCGCUCGUGCCCUCCGCGCUUCUCGCUCCCCCCAGCCCCGCCGCGGGCACCGGCCCGCGCCCUUGCUGCGUGGCUGCGGGCUCCGGCCUGGCCGUGGGAUGUUAGCGGUGGGGGCGAUGGAGGGCACCCGGCAGAGCGCGUUCCUGCUCAGCAGCCCGCCCCUGGCCGCCCUCCACAGCAUGGCCGAGAUGAAGACCCCGCUCUACCCCGCCGCGUACCCCCCGCUGCCCGCCGGUCCCCCCUCCUCCUCGUCGUCGUCCUCCUCCUCCUCGUCGCCAUCGCCGCCUUUGGGCGCCCACAACCCCGGCGGCCUGAAGCCCCCUGCCGCGGGGGGGCUCUCGUCUCUGGGCAGUCCCCCGCAGCAGCUCUCCGCCGCCACCCCGCACGGCAUCAACGACAUCCUGAGCCGGCCCUCCAUGCCCGUGGCCUCAGGGACCGCCUUGCCCUCCGCUUCGCCCUCCGGUUCCUCUUCCUCCUCUUCCUCGUCCACCUCUGCUUCUUCCGCUUCGGCCGCCGCCGCCGCCGCCGCGGCUGCCGCCGCCGCCGCCUCGUCCCCCGCGGGGCUGCUGGCCGGCCUGCCCCGCUUCAGCAGCCUGAGCCCGCCGCCGCCGCCGCCCGGGCUCUACUUCAGCCCCAGUGCCGCCGCCGUGGCCGCCGUGGGACGGUACCCCAAGCCGCUCGCCGAGCUGCCCGGCCGGACGCCCAUCUUCUGGCCGGGAGUGAUGCAGAGCCCGCCCUGGAGGGACGCGCGCCUGGCCUGCACCCCUCAUCAAGGAUCCAUUUUGUUGGACAAAGACGGGAAGAGAAAACACACGAGACCCACGUUCUCGGGACAGCAGAUCUUCGCCCUGGAGAAGACUUUCGAACAAACGAAAUACUUGGCGGGGCCCGAGAGGGCUCGCUUGGCUUAUUCUUUGGGGAUGACGGAGAGUCAGGUCAAGGUCUGGUUCCAGAACCGCCGGACCAAGUGGAGGAAGAAGCACGCGGCGGAGAUGGCCACGGCCAAGAAGAAGCAGGACUCGGAGACCGAGCGGCUCAAGGGGGCCUCGGAGAACGAGGAGGAGGACGACGACUACAACAAGCCCCUGGACCCCAACUCGGACGACGAGAAAAUCACGCAGCUGCUGAAGAAGCACAAGUCGGGCAGCGGCGGCGGCCUCCUGCUGCACGCGUCCGAGGCGGAGGGCUCGUCCUGAGCGCCGCCGCCGCCAGCCACCGCCUCCGCCCGGGGCCGCGGGCCGCGCGCGCGCCCGGCCGUCCGGCCCCGCCCCGCCCCGCCUGCGGGGGGUCCUUUGCUAUUUUCUGAGAUGUACAUAUCUAUUUUUUUAACCUAAAAGUUGAGGAAGAUGGAGGAGAGAGACUCGGGGGUUGGUAAGAAGGCAGAAAAAUGACGAAUGCACUGCCCAAAGAACGCAACUGAAACUCUCCGCUGGGCCGUCCUCCGCGCGAGCUCCUACCCUCUCCCUGUAUCCCAGGAGGGAGCGGCCCGGACCCCCAGCGCACUCAGGCUUCCCGGCCUUUGCAUCGCAGGGAAAGUGGGGGCGGGGGGGCGCCCUCAGGGACCAGUUUUCGUGGGAUCGGCUGCUACCGCGCAGGGGACCUCGGAGCUGAGCGGGCGGGCGGACGCCAAGGAUGGGAAGAGGGACGCGCCUCCCCCCCACAAACUGCUGUGCGGACUAAAGUAACCUGUUGAAGGCCCCUUGUAAAUAAAUCGUGAGUCACACUGACUAGAAGUUACUUUAUUGUGAAUAUUUAAAAUGUAAAAUGGUUUUUUGAAUUUGGUAUAAGAGAUGGACCUCCCUUUUAAGAGCUAUUAAAACCGCCCGUUCCCCUUUUAUUUUGAACUUAAUUGGAGACCGUAGAAAAGAACGUUCUCAGCCCCCCUCUCCUCCAGCUACUCCGGGGUUUGGGUUUGUAGGGUCUCACUUCCCCGCCUCGUCCCCACUCACCCCCCGCUCCACCACCCCGAGCGCGGGCGGCUCCAGCCUCCAGCCUCCAGGACUUGAAGUAGAAGAAGCAGAACCGCCUCUCCGUUCCUCUCUGAAAUUGCACAGUCGUUUGUUGCUAUUUAUUAGUGAUUUAAAGAAAGUAUUCGGGAGGGAGGGGCUACAUAGCUUGUAUUUAAUUUAACUCCUUUCUGAUAAAAAUGCGUGUUAAAAUAGAUGGUGGGCAUUGUUACAACUGCUCUGGGUCAGAAACAUAAAAAUCCAUUUAGUUGCUGUAAUUGAAUUUGAAGUGUUUUGUAUGAUAAGAAUACUACAGACUAUGUAAAUUGUUUUCUUUUUUUAAGCUAAUAACGGUGAUAUAUUAGCAUCUUUAACAUUUAUUAAUUUAUAUAAGGAAUUCGGUUUGUAAAGAGAAAAGACACCCCCCACCCCUUGCAAGACCAGUUAAAUGUAAUGCAC